AUGCCGGCUGCAGCGCGUCCGCGCUGGCCCACGCUCUUCCUGCUUGCGGCUGCUUGCUUCGUUAGCGCCGUAGCCGCCGCCGGUUCGUCCUCCGCCGCAUCGUCGACCACAACACCUUCCGCACCCACCUCCCUCUCCUUGACCACGAGCUACACGCCCCUCGUCACGACCGUUCGCUCCGGAGGAAAUACCAUCACGUUUUCCACGUCCCUCCCCGUUUCCACCUUCAAUGUCACCGUCACCGCAACCUCUACCGCAAGCGCGUCCGCGUCGAGCAACAGCUCCGCCGCCGCCGCCUCUGCCUCUGCGGCUGCUGAGGCAGCCCGCACCCUGGACACGCAAAUCGACCCUGCCUUUGGUGUCCUCGGAGCUCUGCUCAUCUUGACCGGCUUACCCAGUGCAUUCCUCGGGCACAAGAACCGGUGGACAUCGUUCUUCCUUAUCGGCGUGUACACCUUCGCGCUCGUCUGCUUCUCGCUCAUUAUUCGCUUCGGCGUCCUUCAAGCCGUGAAUCCUCCGACCAAAGCGGUACGCGGGCUGUUCAUGCUCGCGUGCGGCGUCGCUGGAAUCGCCGGAGGCGGCAUUGCCAUCUUUUUCUGGCAGGCGACCAGGUACUUCGUGGGCGCAUGGGGAGGUUUCGUGGUUGCACUGUGGAUACAAUGCUUCAGAGAUGGCGGCCUUAUUUCCCCGAUCGGUCUCAGGUGGAUUCUGUACAUCGUGCUGGGAGUGAUAGGCUUCGUGCUAUGCACCAUCCCGAAGAUCCAUUACCAUGUCCUGCUCCUUUCCACCUCGUUCGUGGGCGCCACUGCUGUAAUUCUGGGGAUCGAUUGUUUCACCACGGGUGAUCUGAAGGAGUUUUAUGUCUGGAAUCUGGGAUUCACCACUUUGUUCCCGAAGUUUACCAACAACGGUAUCAAGUUCCCCAUCAACCAGACGAUGGAGAUCGAAUUGGGACUCAUUGGCGCGGUCUCCCUCAUGGGCAUCGCUGUUCAGUUCCAAGUGCUCCAGGUGCUCCAGCGGAAGCUGAAGGAGAUUCAGGCCGCGGCCAAACGACAGGACAAGGACCUUGAGGACCGAGCUGCUAUGGCGUUCGCAGAAUUGGAACGGGAGAAAGCAGAGUGGGACCGCGAGCACCCUACACUGGGUAUGCAUGGUCGCAAGGACAGCGACUUCUCGUCUUUGCUUAAGGAUUCCGACGAGAGACAAUCGCCUUCUCCUCGCCAGCGGUACCAGUCAGGUGUUUCCGACUUCAUCGCAGCGCCCAUUCCUACCGAGGAGAUGCACCGUUCCACUUCGAAGCUUCUGCAGAGUCCUGGCGCUCUUCCGACGCUCGACCUGGGCUUUGACAUCGAGAACGACGUGCCCAAGGACUAUAUCAUCAAGCAGAGCAAGAGCCCGAAGGUUAAGGACACGCCGCAGACCCAGGCAGAGCUCGACGAUCUGAAACGCAAGGAGGACCUCUUGGCGGAGAUCCAGACUAUCCGCAAGUCUAUUGAAGUCUUGAAGACGGACCCAUCUAGCUCGUCCGGCUCGCGUCACCAGUCAUUCACGUCUCGUCGCACUCUCAGUCAAGACCUCGGCUCGCUCCUACCGACGGCUCCUGCGCACUUGCGUCCUCCUCGUCAAACGGACCCUCGUGCUCGUGUGCAGUCGAUGGAGAUGUCUACCAUGGCAUCGCAGGUCGGCGCGUCCAUUGGCAGACCUACGAGUGCACCUCUGCGCGACGAUGACUGGGACACGUACGUGCGCGAACGCAAGCUGCUGCAGCCUCCUUCUGGUGUUACGCCACCAAUUGCCACGACGCCUGUCAGCCCAACUCCCCGAUUCCCUGUCUCCCCUGCUGUGGGAGAAGCUUUGACGAAGCGGCACCGACUCGAGAGUACCUAUUCAACGAACGGUCUCGAAUGGGCAGCUGCGGACGGCGUGCGGCGGCCUUCACCCGUCCAUAAAGUAGUUUCCGCAGGCCACGACAUGCCUGCUGUGUUGCGCGCCCCACACGCGAGGUCGCACUCACAAGGUGGAGUACCAGUCACCAUUCUACCGCCUCAGAAGCCGGCAGCUUCGCGUUCUCCCCAGCCUGCCGAGACGCCAGUCCCAUGGACGCAGCGUACGCUGACGUUCGAGCAACUCGAUGAUCGCCAUCGUGAGAAGAUCCGGGAGCUGCAGGAGCCGCUGACGCGUGCUGAGAAAGAGCACGUUGAGGUCGCAGAGGCGAAAGCUCGGUGGGAGAGGGCGAAGGCGGCGGAGAAGCAGGCGGUGGCUAAGCGCCAGGCUGAGAAGGCCGCCGCGGUCAGCAAGGAGGUCGCGAAGCAGCAGAAACCGGGCGACCCCGUCGGCUCGUCUUCCAAGCGCAACGCGGACAUGCUUGCGAACGUGCCUGGCGGGACGUCCUCGAAGCGGAUGUCGAUGAUGAAAGUGGAGGACUGGCAGAAGCACCAGCAGGACGUCGAGCUGGGACUUCGGCCGGAGGAGCAGCGUGCUUCACGACGGCGGUCUGCCGUUCCAUUCCCUGAGACGCAGGAUCGGCCUGCCGAUGGGAGGGACGCGCGGAGGAACUCCCGGUCGCCGCGCCAGAUGCUUAGCUGA
Messenger RNA from Fomitopsis serialis, 2586 nucleotides. RefSeq lists its product as uncharacterized. The record is from RefSeq and is a predicted model, not a curated record. The transcript is spliced from 4 exons. NCBI's taxonomy places the organism in Eukaryota, Fungi, Basidiomycota, Agaricomycetes, Polyporales, Fomitopsidaceae. Bases 1 to 2586 code for a protein of 861 amino acids.